Pimephales promelas (fathead minnow) is the source of this 3529-nucleotide messenger RNA. It is a transcript of the gene klhl27, whose product is annotated as intracisternal A particle-promoted polypeptide. Gene Ontology annotation, molecular function: actin binding. Lineage: Eukaryota; Metazoa; Chordata; Actinopteri; Cypriniformes; Leuciscidae. The record is from RefSeq and is a predicted model, not a curated record.
AUUGAACGGCAUUCUGCACAUUACCGCCAUCAACAGGACUGUUAAAACGGCUGCGAACCUGCGAACCAGUUGCGAACACAAUAAAAAAUGGGUUUGACAGACUGAAAUGCCGAUGCAGGAAAACUCGAUGCCCAUGCGGAAGUGAGUCUAUGAUCAUAUGGAUAAGCGAAGUGGAGAAAAUAACGAAAUUAAAAAUGUAAAAGCAUUACUGUGGUGCCCAGCUGGAAUCAUCAUGUCCUCCGCUGGUCCGUCUCUUCCGUCUGCUCGCCGCUCUGUGGCUGGAGACGAGACCGGGGCAGCGAGUGAGCGUGGGAUUUACUCCUCAGACAGACAUGCUGGUCUCCUGCUAGCCCAGAUGAACAAGAUGCGUCUGCUUUCCGACUUCUGCGACGUGCGACUGGUGGUGGGCGGACGGGUGUUCGGGGUCCACAAGCUGGUGCUGGCUGCCAGCGGCCCGUACUUCACUGCUCUGUUCUCUGGAGGCAUGAGCGAAGCCCGCGAGGAGGAGGUUCGCAUUGCUGGAGUGGAGGCUGACGUCUUUGAAAUUCUCCUGGGAUUUAUUUACACUGGCUCUAUUGACGUGACGGUGGACACGGUGCAGGAGCUGAUGGUGGCGGCAGACAUGCUGCAGUUGAGUGAGGUGGUGGACAUCUGCGGAGAAUUCCUCCGGGCUCACAUGGACCCGUCCAACUGUGUGGGGAUCUAUCGCUUUCUGGAGCAGAUCGCCUGCACGGAGCUGUUGAAGUUUACUGAGGACUACAUCCACUGCCACUUUCUAGAGGUUCGCUCCUCAGAAGAGUUCUCCAGCUUGUCUAAAGAUCAGCUGGUGAAGUUGCUCCGCAGUGAGGAGCUGAGGAUUGAAGACGAGUAUCAAGUGUUCACGGCGGGGAUGGACUGGCUGCACCACAACGUGCCCCACCGCAAGAAGCACGUGGUGGAGGUUCUGGAGCCUGUGCGCUUCGCUCUGCUGUCUCCUCAGAGACUCUACAAGUACAUCGAGGGUAUUUCUGACUUCAGCUUGCGGGUUGCAUUGCAAACCCUUCUGAGAGAGUACACUGAAGUCAACAAGUCCCCUAAAGAGAGCAAACAUUUCAGCCUUCUGCAAACGACCAAGACCCGGCCCAGGAGAAAAGCCCGCAAGUACCUCUAUGCCAUUGGUGGUUACACGCGCCUGCAGGGCGGCCGAUGGAGUGACAGUCGGGCUUUGAGUUGUGUUGAACGCUUCGAUUCGUUCAGCCAGUACUGGACCACCGUGUCUUCCCUGCAUCAGGCCCGCAGUGGACUCGGGGUGGCGGUACUGGAAGGCAUGAUAUAUGUAGUUGGGGCCAUCUUGUAUUGCACAGGAGAAAAAGACUCGAUGAUCUUCGACUGCACGGAGCGGUACGACCCAGUGACCAAGCAGUGGGCGGCAGUGGCGUCUCUGACCUAUCCACGCUGUGGGGUUGGAGUCUGUUCCUGUCAUGGAGCGCUUUAUGCACUCGGAGGCUGGAUUGGCUCGGAAAUUGGGAAGACCAUGGAACGAUAUGACCCAGAAGAAAACAAAUGGGAGAUUAUUGGGAGCUUGGCUGUUCCUCGAUAUUACUUUGGCUGCUGUGAGCUGCAAGGCUUCAUCUAUGUGAUUGGUGGCAUCAGUGAUGAGGGAACGGAGCUACGCUCGGCUGAGGUGUACGACCCAAUCUCUCGCCGCUGGAGCGCCCUGCCUGUCAUGGUGACCCGACGGGCGUACGUGGGCGUAGCCAGUCUCAAUAACUGCAUCUACGCUGUCGGAGGCUGGAACGAGGCCCUGGGGUCACUGGACACUGUGGAAAAGUAUUGCCUUGAGGAGGAGAAAUGGGUGGAGGUGGCGCCGAUGGCCGUCCCGCGCGCUGGGGUCACAGUGGCGGCUGUUAAUGGUUUGUUAUAUGCGGUGGGUGGUCGGACCACUAGCCGGGACUUUUCAGCACCGGUUACUGUAGACUCGGUGGAAAUCUACGACCCGCACCUGGACACAUGGACCGAGAUCGGUAACAUGAUCACCAGCCGAUGUGAUGGAGGUGUAGCCGUGCUCUGAUGUUCACAACCAGCAAUAUCACCCCACUCCACUCUUCUAACCGAUUUUACAGUUUAAUUUAUUACACUUUUUAAACGAGUUAAUGAGGACACCUGGUAUAGAUCUAGUAUAUAAACCUGUGAACUUGAGAAGACAUGUUUGGGAGUGAAGCAUAAAGGUGUAUCUUUUUUUAUUUUUUUGUAUGGAAGCUUGUUUUCGCCACAGAAUAAUACAUUUUAAGAGAUAAUUGCAACUUUUUAUCUCACUUUGUUUCUCAAAAUUGCGAGAUAUAAACUCAAUUGUAUAUUAUAAAAUCAGAAUUGCGAUAAUGAAUUUUUCUCGCAAUUAUGUGUUAGAAUUUCUCACAGUUGAGACUUCAGUUGACAUCUUUUCUCAGAAUUGUGAGAUAUAAACUCCCAGUUGUGAGUUUUAAAGUGCAACUCUAAGAAAAAUAAUACUUUAUAGAGUUUAUAUCUCACAUUUCUGACUCUAAAGCACACAAUUGCGACUUUAUAUCUCCCAAUUGCGUUCUCAAUUGUGAGAAAACAAUUCAGAAUUUUGAAAAAUAUCAAAAAUCACACAGUUGCGACUUUAAAUCAUGCAAUCCUGAGAAGUCAGAAUUGUGGGGUGUAAACUUGCAAUUGUAAGGAAAAAAGUCUGAAUUGUCAGAUAAAAAGUCACAUUUAGCUUUAUUUUUCAUUCUGUGGUGGAAACAAGCUUCCAUAGUUUGGAGAUCAUGAGUAUUCAGCAAAAGGUCACCCAGUUCACCCACGCCGUUCGUGGUCCAUUGCGUAAAGUUGUUUGUGGUGUUAUCAUCUCAUUGUUGUUGUGCAUUUUAGCCAGCAACUUGCUUUUGUUUAGUUUCACAUUUGCCUCAUUUCAGAAUGUCUUAUUUGUUACAUUUUGCACUUUUGUAUUGUACCUUUGUUUCUCACGAUUGUAAGCUUGUGGAAACCUGAUUGAUUGCUGUUUAAAAAUAUUUUAAUACAUUUAAGCACUAGAAUUUGUUCAGCUGAGAGCUUUAAUAUUUCAUUAAAAGAUCCUGGAAUAAAACUAAAUAGUUUUCCACUUCUGUAAGACUGUCAUAUCUGACUCAGUGUCCAUCACAGUAUUCACAAAAGAUGUUAAUGAAUUAUGAUUCUACAGACACAGACCUACUGUAAUAUCAGAUCAAAAUGAGUAACUUGAAGUACAACUAUAAGCAAAGUGUAAAUUGGAUUUUAAUUGUUAUUUUAUGAUCUGUUUGUAUUUUUGUCGUUGCAAAUAUGAUCUCACAAUGUACAUUUCUAUUGACAACUAGUCAGUCAUGUAUUUCACUGUAAUAGUGUAGUUUUAUUACACCUGCAGGGUACAUGUACAAAGAGUUAGAAUAAAAUAGAAAACAAUGACAUUAAAUAUAGUUAUACAUUAAAUGCAUUUUCAGAUUUCAUUCACACCACAAAUGUUUGACAGGUCUCUUUCAACAAAAUAUUUACGAUGCACCACGGAAUAAAAUAAACU